Molecule: messenger RNA, 2163 nt
Organism: Branchiostoma floridae (Florida lancelet)
Lineage: Eukaryota; Metazoa; Chordata; Leptocardii; Amphioxiformes; Branchiostomatidae
Product: coiled-coil domain-containing protein 33-like
Exons: 12
Cellular component (GO): peroxisome
Source: RefSeq, a predicted model, not a curated record
GUGAGCCUAGCGGUCCGUCCUGAUGAGCAGUCGGUCUGGAACCACUCCUACCUGUUCCACCACAGCAGAUACAACGCAACCAUCUUCUCACCUACCUCUGCACUGGUUAUAGAGUACUACCCUGCCUCAUCAGUUGUGAGUGAGUCCAGUUGGCACAUGCGGCACCCUAUAGGCUUCUCCUCCAUCCUGCUGGACCAGGGUGUGUACCACGCCCUGACCUCUGAACCAGGGAGGCUGGGCGUGCGUGUGGAUGGUCUCCUCAUACAGGGUACGAAUCUGAGGACCCAACCUGGGAGUCUGCCUACAGUGGGUGCCAUCCUCAGGCUGAUAACCACAGAGCGCCCGGACGGCAUCAUCGCAGCGGCCAGUCCGGAACUCCUGCCCUCGCUAGACUCGCUGGUGGAUGGCGGUUACCACCGGCCCAUCUCUCCUCGAUUUGUGCCGCCGACACCGGCAGACGAGAUGCUGGAUGGGCUGGAUGAUGUGGAGACGGGGCCGAGCUGGCGCCGCAAAACCAAACCCAGAAAGCCAUUGAAAGAUGGGGAGUGGCCGGGGAUGGAUGCGGUACAGGACGUUUUACCGGAGUACAUCUCGGAGACGACACAACCUCCGCCGCGCAGACCUCCCAAGGAUGGACUACGCCAGUCCUACCAGCCUGAUGACCCCUACUCACACUCGCUUCUCGACCAUCAGUCAAAGGAGCUGGAUAACUACCGUGCGGCCCUGAAGCGGAUGGGCGCGGACAUCCUGAAGCUGCGUGAGGACAUCGCCCGGCUGGAGGCGGAGAACAGCCAGCUCAGGAGGAACCUGCACAUGAACAGGGACGCAGCGGACGCCCUGGUGGGGCCUGCUGGGCUACAGGCACUCAGCAGGGGAGACCUCGUGGACAAAUAUGCACUGUUACAGCAGAAGGUGAGCCAGCAGGCCUCCUCACUGAAGGGACAGAAGGAACGGAUACAACAGCUGCAGAACGAACUCAUCAAGAAAAAUGACCGUGAGGCAGAGUUGUUGAAGCAGCAGAAAGCCCAGAAACCCCAGCAGCCUAUUGCACCGAGGGUACCGGAGAAUGAUGCUAGGAAGAAGAAGAUGGAAGAUACCAUCAAACGACAAGAGGAGGUUAUAGAGAAGAUGGAAAAGCUGCUGAAUAAACAGUUAGAGAAGGGAACUCUGCCUGCAGACAGGAGCCUGGAGGCUCACUCUGCACUGGCUCUGGAGAACGCACGGCUCAGGGACGAACUCAACAGGGCUAAGGAGCAGCCCAGACCCCAGUACCCUCCUGGUGUGAAGAUGGACGAUGAGGAGAGGCUGGACCUGAUGGCUAAAUUGGAGAAGGCAGAGGGGAGGAUCAUUUCACUGGAGAACCAGUUGACGGAGAACGCCCGCAUGUGGGGGAGGGAGAAGCAGGAGCUGCUGAUCCGGAUGAACGAGCGGGAGAAUGGUUUCGCACGGUCGUCACAAAUGGUUCUUCACGACUUCCCAAUGUCCAUGGGAGCAACAGUUAAUGGAUUGGGAUCACCGAAGUUGGAUCCAAUUAAAUGAUGAAAACAUCCAGAUGACAUCCGGUUCUUCAGAGUUAACGCUAGUUCACCUUUAUCCGUGGGGUGACCUUUAUCCGUUUUCAUUUAGGAGUAUUAAGUCUGCGGACGGUAGUUUCAAAUUUGCAAUAUUUUAAAAAUGUUCCGAUUUGAAACCACCGUCGACUUUAUAUCCCUAAAUAUGUUUUUUCAUACAAAUAAUGAAUAUAGGUUACCCUCGGAUAACAUGUUAGAUAUCAUGUAAAAUUAUCUGUCAUUGUAAGCAUGACAAAUGUGUGUAUGAAAUGUGUAUAUAUACUUGUACGUCAUAAUAUAUGUAUAUAUGUUCUCAAUCUACAAUGAACAUAACAACAACCUGUAGAAUGUAGAUACUCUGAGUUAUUUGUGAUAUGAUUUACAGGCACUGUUGUGAAAAGUGCAAAAUUAUUCUAUUAGAAUUUUGUACGGUAUUUUUCCAUUAGAGUUUGGAGCAGAAUUCUUCCAUUAGAGCAUGUGUUGCAAUAUAUCAUAUCAUUCCAGUGUAUAUAAUUUUAGCGGUUCUAAAGCCAGGGCUCGAAAUACUGGGUGCAUGUGCACCCAGGUACACCCAAAAUUGGAACUGUGCACCCAAUAUAUUUCAGUGGGUGCA